AUGCGCAGAUGCCUCUGCCAGCCCCUCCGCUCUCUUGGCACCGGUCUCCGCCGCGCCCACCCAGUUUGCGCAAUUGACCGCCGCCCGGGCGCUAUAAGAGGGCGGCCGCCGGCUCGACAGGGACAUUCCCUUCCCGGCAUCGAGGAUGGCACACCGCUCGGUCUCUCUCGGCGGCCUGGCAGGCUUGGCGCUCCUGGGCGCCCUUCUUGCCCUCUCGCCAGCCUAUUCGCUGGCGCUGGACGUCCAGAGUAAAAGCCAGACUCCGGCCAAGGUAGGGCCAGGCAGAGGCGAGCCAAGGAGGACGGGGCGGGCAGGCGGCCGCGCAAGUGGCGCCGGCUGCAGUCGGAGAGAUCUCCGCAUCUGGGCAGAGGGGCUUUGCGUGGUCUCAGCCUCGCUCUCCCCUCUGCGAAAGAGACCUGCGGCAGCGCCUCACCGGAGGGGCGGAAAACGAAGCCCCCGUCAGGGCGCGAAGGGAGCGGAGACGUCGGGGCGCCUGCCGGCGCGCUUGUGGAGCAGGGCGGGCUGCCGCUGGCUUCCUUUCCUCUGGUUUAAGGCUGCUUCUUUCGCAGGGUCUUAAUUUCUGACAUGCAGCUGCAACAGGCGCCUUGGAGGGGGUUGCUUCGGAUGGGAUUGGAAAAUGUUGCGGGGAGGGAGGCAGUAAAAACUACAGGCUUUGUCGAGCGGGGAGCUGGAGCAGGCGCGAUAUUCACGGGCGCAAGGUGGCCACUGGGGUCUCCGCGCCCGUUUGCGUGCGGCCGAGGGGUCCCUCUCUGAUCUGCUGGGGAGUCGCCUUUGGGGUUGGACUUGAUGACCCUCUGGGGUCCCUUCCCCCUGUCCCUUCUCUGACCCGCUCCUCUCCGCAGUGCAACCUGGCGGGGACGUGGGUGAACGAUCUGGGCUCCAAGAUGGUCAUCGGGACCACCAACGAGGACGGCCAGUUCUCGGGCUCCUACCUGACCGCCGUCUCGGCUACCACCGACGCCGCCAUCCGGGAGUCGCCUCUGCACGGCAGGCAGCACCACACCAACCAGCGCGCCCAGCCCACCUUCGGCUGGACCGUCAGCUGGUCCUACUCCGGUAGGCGGGGGGGUGGGGCAGAGCCCCGCGGGGAUAGAGAGGGGUCCGAGCAGCUCCGUGGACGGAGAAGGGAAGGGCCCCCAGUCGCCCUUCCCGGUCAUGCGGUGGCUUCUCGGCCUUCGGCUGGCCAAUCCGCCCCCAUGCCGCCCCUGAAGACCCUCGCAGGGGAAGCAGAGCGGCCUCGGCGCCGGCCCACCGACCUCCCUCUCUCUGCCCCCUUGCAGACUCCACCGCCGUCUUCGUGGGGCAGUGCUUCGUGGACGAGAAGGGCGAGGAGACCCUGGAGACGACGUGGCUGCUGCGGGAGGAGGUGGCGACCCACGCCGACGACUGGAAGGCCAACCGGUAAGCGGCCCGAGGGCCGACUGGGAAGGGGGUCCCACUCCAGCCAUUAAAACAGGCAGGCGAGACCCUCAAGGGGCGGAGGGGCGCCGUCGGGGCUGAGCAUCAGUUCCCUCUCUUUCAGGAUCAGGAGAAGUAGCUCUUCCUAGGAAGGCUCCCGCUCUCCCCUACGCUUCCAAGCAGAUCUCAGGGGCCAUUCAGCUCCCUCCGCCCCCGAGAAGCGGGGGGUGGGGCAAAACCCCCAGCUCGACUCCCAUCGGUCUCCCUCCCAAAGAGGGUAUCCCCACAAUCCCCAAAACACAAUCCUGCCAGAGGCCUCCAGGCACUCGCUUGACUUAGCCCAGUCCGCGAGAGCUCGGCGCUGAAUUAGGCUCCGUCUCAAAUCCGCUUUGCUAUCGGCCAAAGAAUGCCUUCAGCCUCUAACUAGGUAACUGCAGCCCAUGAUGCUCUCAGAAUACGCUGCUUGCUUCCGAAGAAUUCAAUCUUAAAUUUGCCCAAACUGGAGCGCGGGAGCCCUGCUUGCCUCACCUCUAACACGCAUCCACGACUGGUCUUAAUUUUAUUUUAACCUAGGGGGGAAAAGAAUACAACUGCUUACCAACCUUAGGUGAUGUACACCUCCUCCCCAAGCAAGCAAGCAAGCAAGCAAGCAAGCAAGCAAGCAAGCAGCUAGACUAGCCGGACAGAACAUCAACCGAACGAGGCGUCUGGCUAGCCUUCCCGCAACGAAAAUGCUUUCAGCUGCCCACCUCCCGUUAGCAGGGAAGGCAUUGGGAAGCCCAGAGAUGCCGCGAGAGCGCGCGACUCCGACCCCUUGGGGAGGGAGCGCCAUGCAAAAUGGUCCAGGAGGCCUGUGGGGGGCGGGCCAGUCCUCUUGAGAAAGAUGCGAAGAGCUUUGCAAAUUCUUAGCCAAGCCCCGUGACGGCAUUUCCAGGACCAGCCGCAAAGGGGGGCCUCGCCUCACACGGGGCUUAGGAGCAAGACCCUCUUGGAAUUCCCCCGCCUGCAGGACGGCGACCAAGGCAUCUUAAGAGCAAAAACAGCCCCCACCGCACCCGCAGAAGCCAGCAAAAGGUUCUCCGAGGCCAGUUCACAAAGGUGGCUCCAGGAGCCCCGUCAGCGGGGAGGACAGCCCCAUCCAGGUCAUGGCUAUGGAAACUCCUCACCCAGAGAGCUUCCUCUAUCCUGGGGGGAUUCCAGCUGUUUAUAUUACCCCCCUCCCAGGUCUUAAGGGGGCUAGUGUCCUCUGCAUCCUGAUGGCACCACAGCCCAGAAGGUGGUCCUGCCAACCAAAGACCGCUUGGCUCGUCCCUCACAGAGCGGGAGCUCUUUCUGUGGUUUCGGGUUAGCCUAAGAGUUGCCGUCAGGGCAGAGAAGAGCUUUUGUGCCGCUAACAGCUGUGUGGCAGGCAGGAAUCCAACAGGUUACUCCUUUUUACUAUAGAAAAACACCAGGAAAGAUUCGCCUUUUGUUAUCUGUCAGGGAACUUGGUCCGUGAGUUAACAGCCCCUCAAUUCCUCAUCCCUGCCAGGGGCCAAAGAGGAGCCCCCCAGGUUGAAACUCCAGCUGCAGAGAAUCCCCACCCCAUCAGCCACUGGAGCCAGCUCCAGGGGGCCAUGACAAGAAUACAUUUGUGGGUCUGGGCCCCCACAAAGUCAACGGGCAAAGUUGAUGCCCUUCCUUGCAGGCCCCCACAAUCUUCAGCAGACCUGGGACUGGAGCAGAUAGGGACUGGCCUUCUCCCCACUGCCCGGCUCAAUAUCCCUUGGGGACAGGCCUACAAGUGACGCAGGGCUGCUGCAAACAUCUCCCUCUGACUGGCUUGUGGGGAGGGGGGCUUACCCAACAGCAGGACAGCCCCCUCACUGCCUUGGGUGAAGAAAUGGGGGCUGGCAGCUCUAUGCCCCAGUCCACGCUUGCUUGCAAGGGGGCUGCCCGGGAGGCCAUCUCUCGGCUCCUGGCCCAUUCUGGUGCCACUGCUGAGGGCGCACGUGGAGGAAGAGGGCAAGGCUGGCAGCUCAAGGGGCCGUGGGCACAGGGAGGCUCAUCCACGGACACUGAAGCCAGUCCUGGCACCCACAAGGCACCAAAAUCAGUGAAGGGCAUUUGCUGGACAAUUCUCAGCCUCUCUCUCUCUCUUUCCUUGCAGGGUUGGCAAGAACGUCUUUGUACGUGUCAAAUAA
Messenger RNA from Podarcis lilfordi (Lilford's wall lizard), 3602 nucleotides. The record is from the annotation of a GenBank genome assembly. NCBI's taxonomy places the organism in Eukaryota, Metazoa, Chordata, Lepidosauria, Squamata, Lacertidae.